Thunnus maccoyii (southern bluefin tuna) is the source of this 930-nucleotide messenger RNA. RefSeq names its product ferredoxin 1 (gene fdx1). NCBI's taxonomy places the organism in Eukaryota, Metazoa, Chordata, Actinopteri, Scombriformes, Scombridae. Bases 263 to 760 code for a protein of 165 amino acids. Gene Ontology annotation, molecular function: 2 iron, 2 sulfur cluster binding. The transcript is spliced from 4 exons. Gene Ontology annotation, cellular component: mitochondrion. The record is from RefSeq and is a predicted model, not a curated record. Gene Ontology annotation, biological process: positive regulation of oxidoreductase activity; P450-containing electron transport chain.
GCUGUUUGCAUUAACAGGAAAUGACUCGGGGACGGUUCACAUUUGCUGAUUGACCACAUCAAUGCGGACAGUGUGAUUGCAGCCGAUAACAUCAGCUUACUUAGUUUGAUUUGUAGCCGUUUACUAGUCAGUCGGCUGAUUGUGGGGCUCAUAGUUCGGUGGUCUAGUCAAACCAUUUCAGCUGUGCAGCUCAACGCGUCUAGCGUGUGUAGCAGGUCUGGCAGUUUCUCAGCUUGUUUUCGACCUCUCCUCUGUACUUUAAAUGGCUUUGGUGACAGCGUUAAGGAGACUGGCUCAUGUUAGGUUAGGAGAGUACUCGCGGAGGACGGCGGCGGCAGCUUCUUGUGCCUCUUUGACCGGUCACAGGAGUCUCACCACCGGCACACAACCUUUAAGGUCAGACAACAAGGUGACGGUCCACUUCUACAACAGAGAUGGGGAGAAGAUCACAGUGAAGGGGUCGCCUGGAGACUCUCUGCUAGAUGUUGUCAUCAAUGAAGACCUCGACUUUGAUGGCUUUGGAGCAUGUGAGGGGACGUUGGCGUGCUCCACAUGCCAUCUGAUCUUUGAGGACGAAGUCUACAAGAAGCUGGGGCCAGUCACAGACGAGGAGAUGGACAUGCUAGACUUAGCCUACGGACUGACUGACACAUCUCGACUGGGUUGCCAGAUCUGUCUGACCAAGUCUCUGGACGGCAUGGUGGCCAGGGUCCCAGAGAGCGUAGCUGACAUCCGACAAAGCAAAGACGGAUCCUCUUAACAGGGAAGCAGCCGCUGAGAAGAAACGUGGAUGUAGACAGUGUGGUUGUGCCCGGUCAGAACCGAUGGUACGACAUAUGUCCACAGGGACGAUGGUAGGUGUAAACCUCUCACUACUGCUGUAUCUGGUCGGCUGCCACAGUAUCAUUUCGUCCUUUUUUUUUUUUUUUU